AUGGGUGCCCCCACUGCGACCCCGCCACCGGCAAGCACCAGCUACGGAUACACGCCGACAUACACGCCGCCUUAUCGGACUCCCCAAAGCGCCUCCAGGAACACCUUCCCAGCGUCCACCCCGACACCUUCACCGUUGGGAAAGCGGAAAGCUGCCGCUGCCAACGAUGGGUCCCCUGAGAAGAAGAAACCGAAGAAGGAUCCCAACGCCGAAAAGCGAUUGCGCCGCUUCCGUCCCAGGCCGCCCUCAAACUUCAGCGACGUCUACAACAGAGCUCUAACGCAGAGAUUCUAUGUACUCGAGCGACGAAGAUGCGGCACCGAUGAAGUUCCAGAGGAGGAGGUCGAAUUGACGGGUUCCACGGGCAACAUCUACACAGUCAAGAUCGCCCAGCGCCCCACGUGCACCUGUCCUCAUUUCCUCGCCGGUAACCAAUGCAAGCACUGGCUCUAUGUCAUGUCCCGAGUCCUCCGCGCGAAAUUCGAACACACCUACCAACUUGCCCUGCUCACCACCGAACUCAAGGAGAUUUUCGCCAACGCCCCGCCCAUCGAUAAGCCCUCCGAUGCUACGCAGGAUAAGAACCGGAAGCCCGUCGAAGGCGACUGCCCCAUUUGCUUCUGCGAACUCGAGGCUGAGGGUGGCGAGGCAGUCGUCUAUUGCCGCGCUGCUUGCGGUCAGAACAUCCACAAGGAGUGCUUUGAUACUUGGGCUGCGACGAAGCGUAGGAGCGGUUCGAACGUGACGUGCCCAUACUGUCGCAGCGUGUGGGAGAACGACACUGGCGACAUGGUGAAGACCGUCAAGAAGAAAGGCCAGGCGACGUAUGAAGGCUAUGUGAACAUCGCGGAUCAACUGGGCAUCAGCACUCAAAGAGAUCACAGCACCUACUCGAGAUGGUGGAGAGGCUCGAGAUAUUAUUAA
Messenger RNA from Colletotrichum chrysophilum, 924 nucleotides. RefSeq lists its product as uncharacterized. Lineage: Eukaryota; Fungi; Ascomycota; Sordariomycetes; Glomerellales; Glomerellaceae. The coding region runs from base 1 to 924 and encodes 307 amino acids. The record is from RefSeq and is a predicted model, not a curated record. Gene Ontology annotation, molecular function: zinc ion binding; ubiquitin protein ligase activity. The transcript has 4 exons.